Messenger RNA from Ustilago hordei, 2109 nucleotides. RefSeq lists its product as uncharacterized. The record is from RefSeq and is a predicted model, not a curated record. Bases 1 to 2109 code for a protein of 702 amino acids. The transcript has a single exon. Lineage: Eukaryota; Fungi; Basidiomycota; Ustilaginomycetes; Ustilaginales; Ustilaginaceae.
AUGCGUCUGACUCCAGCUCUCGCCCUUUUGGCUUAUUUCCUCGCUGCUUCCGCCGUCGGUGUUGUAGCUUCACACCAUCACGGAGGACAUGGUCACAGGCAUGGACAUGCUCCCGCCCAUAUCCACCGCAGGUCUUGCCAGCUUCAUCAGAAGCGAGAUGGAGGCGACACUACGACUCCUGCUCCUCAGCCUUUGUUUGCUCCAGCUGGUCCUGGAGAUGACUCUGCGGUGAAGAAGGACAAGAAGAAAGGCAAAUGCGCAUUGAAGAAGCAGAAGCAAAAGGAUCAGGGUCAGGAAGUUGCAGACGAGGGCUUGAAGGGAAGUGGUGGACCUCCCGUCACCGGCGUGCCUUCUUUGGAAGGUGGGGACGAUGGCACUAAGCCUCCCGUCACCGGCGUGCCUUCUUUGGGCGGUAAGGACGAUGGCACUAAGCCUCCCGUCACGGGCGUGCCUUCUUUGGAAGGUGGGGACGAUGGCACUAAGCCUCCCGUCACGGGCGUGCCUUCUUUGGAAGGUGAGGGCGAUGGCACUAAGCCUCCCGUCACCGGCGUGCCUUCUUUGGGCGGUAAGGACGAUGGCACUAAGCCUCCCGUUACGGGCGUGCCUUCUUUGGAAGGUGGGGACGAUGGCACUAAGCCUCCCGUCACGGGCGUGCCUUCUUUGGAAGGUGAGGGCGAUGGCGCUCAGCCCUCCACGGAUGGUAGCUCUGGAGUGAAGAAGGACAAGAAAGGCAAAUGCGCAUUGAAGAAGCAGAAGCAAAAGGAUCAGGGUCAGGAAGCUGCAGACGAGGGCUUGAAGGGAAGUGGUGGACCUCCCGUCACCGGCGUGCCUUCUUUGGAAGGUGAGGACGAUGGCACUAAGCCUCCCGUCACGGGCGUGCCUUCUUUGGGCGGUAAGGACGAUGGCACUAAGCCUCCCGUCACCGGCAUGCCUUCUUUGGGUGGCGAGGGCGAUGGCACUAAGCCUUUCACGGAUGGUAGCUCCUCGGCUGCUCCACAGCCUUCUCGAGACUCUGUUUCUGGAGAUUAUUCAACUGGUGGUCAAUCUGGCGGUAACGGUAGCAGUGAUACCGGUGCGGGUGCCAACCGUGGAUCGAACCCUGGCGGCAGUUCCAGCACCGACGACAAUGUUGGUUUUCCUGGUCAGACCGGCACUGAAGGCUCUGAAGGUCAGAACCCCGAAAGUUACGGUACCCCACCCUCGGGCUACGCCUCCACUCCUACCCCUAACACCCCCCACAUCACACCUUCGACCGGCGGCGUCACUAGAAACCAUGUCAAGUGCAAAGGCAUCAGAGGCUCCACCUUCCUCUCCUCCACUCGCACCUUCAAGCCGCACCAGUUCUCUCCCGAAUUCAUCUACCACGGACCCGGCACCACUUUUGGCAGUGAAACCGGCUUCUGGAAAGGAGGAGCCUGCAUGUUCGAUGACCUUCCGCAUGCCAACUUACCUUCGGUCGCCAUGGAUCAGACCUUUUUCCAAGACGGUCUUGCCUGUGGCACCUGCGUCGAAAUUGCUUCUACUUCAGCUUCGCUCUUUAGCAAUGAUGCGGUUUGGACUGUCGAGACUCCCAAAGUGGGCAAACUUCGCCCUGGCAAGAAGACGGUUGCUAUCGUCAGCGAUCUUUGCCCUGGUGUCGAACAAUGCUUUUCUGGUCUGGACAUGCACCUCGACGCUUGGAACUCAGUUACUAGCCAUGCGAAUGGAAGUAAGCUUCCGAUCAACUGGAAAUUUGUCAACUGCAAACAAGCUUUCCAGAAGAGCGGCAGCGGUGGUAAGAACCUUGAGAUUCACUGGAGACCCGGUGCUAAUGCUGGCUACUUCCAAGUUCAAGUUCGAGGCAGCCAUGAAGCUGUGGUAAGGAUGGAGAUGAAGGUGAGCGGUAAAGGUUGGAGUGUGGCGAAGCAUGUGGAUAACUCUUGGUGGAUGUGGGACGGCGAUGCGACUUCGGCGGUUAAGGACCACACUGCAGUGUUGUUCAGGGUAACGGAUUGGCAGGGUCAGACGAUCACCAGUGAGGUGGGUACGGUGAUAGGCAAGGAUCUCGUGUUUGAGGCUAACUUCGAUCGUGUUGGUGGUGAGUCCCAGCCGGAGGGAUAUGAGGCUUAA